Molecule: messenger RNA, 579 nt
Organism: Sphaeroforma arctica JP610
Lineage: Eukaryota; Ichthyosporea; Ichthyophonida
Exons: 2
Coding region: 1-579 (192 amino acids)
Source: RefSeq, a predicted model, not a curated record
AUGCUGCCGUCUCAAACUUACAUCGACGAAAAUGGCAAGAAGAUUCAUCACUCAUGGAGAUGCACGAAAAUCGCAUGCGAACAACAAUGGGCUGCAAAUACAUCAGCACGUGGUCGCUCGAGGCAUCUAUCAUACUGUCCUAACUUAGAGAUGCAUCAACGACUGGAGUAUGUGUAUAACUCGCCUCAUCUGAAUCCCCCUGAAGCCGCGCAAAUUUUGUACGUAGGAAGAAAAACAGCUGUUGCGGUCAAUGAUGAUGACGAACCAGUGGAUCCAAAAGAUUGCACUCUACCUGGCCUUGCAAAUCUCCCCAUGAAGGAGAAAGACCCUAAGAACCCGAAACGCAAAACUCAAACUCAAUCACAUAUCAUGAUGAGCAACAAGGCUGAGAUCAUGAACGCUGCAUUUCCGACGUGUAGUGGUACCUUGUUCAUGGAUGGCGCCACUGUGAUGAUGAAGUUGUUGACCACCGCAGAAGUUAAAUCUGGCGACAUAGUAUCCCCUUUACCUGUUGGAGGUAUCAAUACCAAAAAGCACACACUCAAUGGAGGGAAGAAAAUAAAAGAGUGGAAUGCAUAA